AAAAAAAAAACAAAAGAAAUUACUUUCAAGAAAUUCCUGCAUUUUGAGUUCUUGCUAAUUUUAGGCCACCGCCACUCAGACAGUAUCGACACUGUUCAAAAACAUCUCUUCUCCCACAAAGAUUCCCUUUUUAUUCAUUAAUUUUUAUUUUUUUUAAUUUUUCGGAAUUUCAUUUUCACUUGCAUUUGAAGAUGCCCACCUCAGAUCCAUAAUUAGAUUGAAUCUUUGAUGUUGCUGUUGUGCAAGAAAAUGUUGGGAGAUCAUUGUUGUGGGGUUCAUUAAUUCGAAGCUUUUCGGGGUUUUUUUUUCGAUUAAAGCUUCCGUCUUUAUGUUGGCUUAAUCAAAUCUAUGGAGAGCCCUCAUUGUAUUUUCAAGAAAAGGUUUCUAAAUACUCGGUGGAUAGAUGAUGCUUAAACGAGGUGUGGAAUAAUGUCGAGGGUUUCUAAGUGGAAGCUCGAGAAGAAUAAAGUCAAAGUCGUCUUUCGCCUCCAAUUCCAUGCAACGCAUAUUCCACAAAGUGGAUGGGAGAAGUUGUUUAUAUCGUUCAUACCUGCCGAUACAGGGAAAGCUACAGCUAAAACAACAAAAGCAAACGUAAGAAACGGAACAUGUAAAUGGUCCGAUCCUAUUUACGAAACGACGAGGCUUCUUCAAGAUUCUAGAACCAAACUUUACGAUGAGAAGCUCUACAAAAUUGUCGUGGCCAUGGGAUCUUCGAGGGCAAGCAUCCUCGGUGAGGCUUCCGUAAAUCUUGCCGAUUAUGUUGAUGGUCUAAAGCCAUCCGAUGUAUCACUUCCUCUUCACGGAUGCAAUUUCGGAACUAUUUUACAUGUUACCAUUCAGCUCCUUACCUCAAAAACUGGAUUUAGGGAAUUUGAGCAGCAGAGAGAACUCAGAGAAAAGGGAUUACAUGCCGAUAGUGCCCCUGCCAAAAUACAAUAUCCCGAAGAGGUCACCAUCGACGAGGUGGGUGCACAUAUUAAAUUUAAAUCAGAUGCUAACGAGGUCUCUUCGCUCGAAGAAGAAGUGAACCCGAGCGAAGAAUAUGGAGGCUCGGCUACUGGAUUCGAUGGCUCGUCGAAUACUUCCGGAAGUUUCUCUGCGGAGAAGCAUGAAGUUGAUUCCAAAAGUACAACUUCUAGUCCACAUAAAGUCAAAAGAGGUACACCCGAUCAUCCAAAUACGGCCCAAGGGAGUGUUGGUUCAGACAAAUCCACAACAGACAAUAACAACGAAUUAGCAACGGCUUUCGAAGAGAACAGUCGACUUAGAGCAAGUUUGGAAUUAUCCGAAUCUUCAUUUUUCAACCUCAAACUCGAAGUCGACUCUCUGCAGACCCUAGCUGACGAAUUAGGCUCCGAAACGCAAAAGCUCUCACGCCAGCUGGCGGCCGAGGCGUCUUCGUCCGAACAGCUGGCGAACGAGGUUUCUGUCUUGAAAUCAGAAUGUCUGGAUUUCAAGAACGAAAUAACCCGGAUUAAAAAAACGACCGAAAAUCGAGAUACCGCAUCUUUUAAGGACGAUCGUUUUGUGUCUGAAAAUGGGCUCGGUCUCGAUUUGUGUCAGCCGGAAAUCUUUGAUCCCAUCGAUGCAAUGAAAGCUCAAAUCUUCGAUCUUGUAAGAGAAUUGGACGACGCGAAAGUCGAAAAGGAAUCUCUUACAAGAAAAAUGGAUCAAAUGGAACUGUACUACGAAGCACUAAUUCACGAGCUGGAAGAAAAUCAAAAGCGCAUGCUCGGUGAAUUACAGCACGUGACCAAAGAGCACGCCACUUGCCUCUACAAUUUAUCGGUCACUAAAUCCGAAACUGAAAAACUCAGCCAAGAUAUGAGUCAGCAAAUGCUUCGAUUCGUCGAAGAGAAACGUGAUUUGGAAGCCAUUAACGAAGAGCUCGAGAAAAGGGCUACAAUUUCGGAAGCUGCUCUGAAAAGGGCUCGUCUAAAUUACUCGAUAGCGGUGGAUAAAUUACAAAAAGACCUCGAUGUGCUUUCCUCACAGGUUACUUCCAUGUUCGAGACUAACGAAAGCCUCAUCAAACAAGCUGUACCUAAUCAGAAUCAAGAAGAUUAUGAAACGAAAAGGAAAAGAUCUUUUUCCAUGCACGAGGAGCUUUAUCGAAGGGCUGAAGAAGAACUUAUCGAAAUGUAUUCGAUGAAUUUGAACUUGGAUAUAUACUCAAGGGCACUUCAAGAACCGUUGAUUGAAGCCGAUUUUGAAAUUAGAAAUAUGAAGGAGAAAAUUGACGAACUUGUGGAAGAGUUGAAACUCUCGACCGCUUCUCAGAACGAGUUGAUGGUGAGGUUGCAGAAGGCAAAGGAUGAUAUUCACGAACUCAACGAGUAUAAAUAUAGUAGCAUUUCGGAGAAUCGGCUCUUGGAGGAGAAGUUGGCGAAACUUUCGAAGGAAAAUUAUCUUCUUGGUCAGAAGGAGAAGGAUUCGGAGAGCACCGUUGUGGCUUGUUUGGCUGAGAAUGCUGAGCUGUCGCUUCGAUUGAAAAACGAGGCGUUCGAAAACGAGAAACUUGCUAAUGAAGCGUCGCUUUUGAAGGAAACGAUAACGACCCUCAAAGCUGAAUCGGAUGAAUUGGUUUCUUCCAAGGAAAAUCUCGAGGAAACUAUCGAUUUUGUUCAAGAAAAGUUACGAGAUUUAUUAGCAUCUAACAAAGAUUCCGAUUUCGGGAGUGUGGGAAUAAAAGAUGCCCUUUUGCAGUUAGAGAAAAUGCAGGAUAAUUCUGUAGUGAAAACUCGUCAACUAAUGGAAGAGAAUCGAAAUCUGAAAAGUGAGAGAGACGUUGCUGAUGUGGCGAUGAGGGCCGCCAGGUCAGAUACUCUGACGAUGAAGGAGAGUUUCAGAAGUGCCAUGCAAGAGAUGGUGACUAAACUCGAUUUGUCGAAUGCCCUUGUGGACAAAUUUCAAGCUCAGCUCGAAUCGGUGGCCGACAAAAUUCAGUUAGGUUCUGAAUACGAAGAGAAUUAUUUCGAGCAGAACAUAGUACUUUUGUCUGAUUUCGCUCGUUUGGAAGAUCGAAUGCAAGAAUUGACGUGUAAUAAUAACGGUCACCUUGCUCGAGAAAUCUCGGGUUUGGACUCUCUGGCAGAAGGACUUCGGACGAAGGAUUUAACCAUUACCGAGCUAAUGCAUGAUAAGCAAGAACUUGCGAUGCGCUUACACGACAAAACCGAGGAAUCGAACAAGCUAUCGUACGAGAUUAGUUGUCUGAACGAGACGUUGAAAGUUUUGCACGACGAGUUGCAUGUGGUGAAAACUUGCAAAGAUGAACUGGAAGGAAAAGUAAGAGAUCUGACUUUUCACUCAGACAAACAUCAGGAUAAUUUGUUCGAUUUCGAACAGCAAAAAGCCGAAUUGAUUCACGUUAGGGAACUGGCAUCGGAUCUUGAAUUGGAAAAAUCUCGUCUUUUGAGCCUGCAAAAUUUCGAUCGAGCUAAUUUCGAAACUCGGUUAUUAGAGAUGCAUGAGUACUCGCUUUCAGCUGAUGUUAAACUUGUUUAUCUUGCAAGCCAUUACGAAACCCUAAUCGAGGAACUCAUGCGUAAACACGAGUCCUCGCAAGAGUGCGUCAAAGAUCUUCAGACAAGGUUUGACAGUACAGAGGCUGUCCUAAAUCACCAUCUUGAAGAAAAAACUAACUUAUUGAUAAGUCUUGAAAAGCUAAGAUCUUAUUUAGAAGCUUCUGAACAGCAAAAACCCGAAUUGAUGCAUGUUAAGGAACUGGCAUCGAAUCUUGAAUUGGAAAAAUCCCAUCUUUUGAGUCGGCUAAAUGCGUUCAAAGAGAGAAAUAAUUCCGAUCGAGCUAAUUUCGAAAGCAAGUUAUCAGAGAUGCACGAGUAUUCCCUUUUAGCUGAUGUUAAGCUGGUUUAUCUUGCAAACCAUUGCAAAACACUACUCGAGGAUCUUCAGGCAACGUUUCUUGAGACAGAAGCUAACUUAUCGACAAGUCUCGAAAGCUUAAGAUCCGAUUUAGAAGCUUCCGAAGCUCAAAACAAGCUUCUUUCGAUUUCCACGAUUUCGAUCGGUGGCGAACUUGAAAAUUGCAAGGAAAACCUAAAAAUAAUGGAAACCCGUUUUUCCUCGGAUACCAUUUUACGAGAUUCUGAGAUAGAACGGCUGAAAAAAGGGAUAAAAGCUAUGGAGGAAGAAAUAAAUGGGCUUACAGCUUCGAAAGAGGAACUCGAAAUUUUAGCUAUAUUACUCAAAGACAAAGUCGACGAACAGUUUUCGAACAUAGCUUCUUUGGAGGAGCAAAAAGACGAGCUUUCGCAUAAGCUGUCUGAACAGGUUCUGAAAACCGAAGAAUUCAAGAACUUAUCGAUUCAUCUGAAGGAACUGAAAGACAAGGCUGAAUCUCUUACAGCUCGCGAAAAACGAGAGCCGGAAGUACAAGAUUCGUUGAGGAUUGCUUUCAUUAAAGAGCAGUGUCAAAGUACGGUCCAAGAACUGAACCAGCAGCUUUCCAUGUCGAAAAAACACGGGGAAGAGAUGCUUUUGAAGCUGCAAGAUGCUAUUGACGAAAUCGAGAGCAGGAAAAAAUCGGAAGCUGUGAGCUUGAAGAAGAGCGACGAGCUGGCGCUUAGAAUGUCGAAUUUGGAAGAAGAGUUGAAGGCGGCGAUUUUGGAGAAGCGUGAGAAGAGCAACGCUUACGACAGGACAAAGGCUGAGCUGGAAUGCGCUUUGCUGAGCUUAGAAUGUUGCAAGGAAGAAAAGGAAAAAGUUGCGGAUUCUUUGCGAGAAUUUGAGGAGGAGAAAUCGAGGCUUGCUGUUGAACUUAGCUCGGUGAAGGGUAGAUUGGAGAUUUUGAAAUCUUCUGUGGAUUUGGAGAAGGAUGAAUUAACGCGUGAUGUUAAAACAGAAAAAUUAAUAUCGAUUCAAGAUGGUGAAAUUGCUGAUACAGACGAGUCUGCACAGGAAACGGCACCUAUAGGCACGGACCCAAUACCCGAGUUACUUGUCACGGAAGAUUCCCCACAGAGCAACGGCAGUAAUUCAAUUAUUAACAACGAACAUUUGGGUGCACAAAAAUUGAGAUUCAGCUUGGAACAUUUACAUGAAGAGUUGGAAAAGAUGAAAAACGAAAAUACAGUCUUCAACAUAGGCCAUGAUGUGGGCCCGGAUCGUGAAGUUCCACAAACGGGAAUCACGCAACUGCAAAAAGCAAACGAAGAGUUAAGAAACAUGUUUCCGUUGUUCGACGAGAUCUCGAGUGGUGGCAAUGCAUUAGAAAGGGUUCUUGCAUUGGAAAUCGAACUCGCCGAAGCCUUAAAAUCGAAAAAUAAAUCGAACAUCCAAUUCCAGAGUUCUUUCUUGAAACAACAUAGUGACGAGGAGGCGGUUUUGAAGAGUUUUAGAGACAUAAAUGAGUUGAUAAAAGAAAUGUUGGAACUAAAGGGAAGGAAUGCUGACGUGGAGGCGGAACUGAGAGAAAUGCAUAACCGUUUCUCUCAGCUCAGCCUCCGAUUUGCUGAGGUGGAAGGUGAGAGAGAGAAACUCGAUAUGAUGUUAAAGAAUGUCCGAAUAUCCAAGAAAAUAACCUUAAAUCGAUCGUCCUCUGCUAAUAUUGUGGACCAUACUUCAUAGGAACAUAUUUUGUCCUCCAUUUUCGCGUCUUUCUUUCUUUUUUUUUUUUUUUUAAUUUUUUUUUUUUAAAUUCUUAUGAAGCUCAAGAAGUAGAUGUUGGUUAAAGAGCAUAUUGUACUAGUCACAUGAAAUGGGCUAAGUACCAAAAAUGUGUAGUUCUCAUUGUAAAUAACUACUGCAAGUGGUGCCAUAUUUUCUACUUGGCAAAUAACUCUUAUCAUAGUUAGUUGUAAUGUUAUUAAAUAUGUUUUUCAACC
Erythranthe guttata (spotted monkey flower) is the source of this 5849-nucleotide messenger RNA. Lineage: Eukaryota; Viridiplantae; Streptophyta; Magnoliopsida; Lamiales; Phrymaceae. The record is from RefSeq and is a predicted model, not a curated record.